AUUACCGGAAAUGCAUUCACGAGAACUUAUGACCCCACUAUGUAAUGUUUUUAGACGAAACGUAGCGUUAUUUUGAAAUAAAUCAAGUAUUAUCCUCGUCGUAGCGCUGGAAAUCAGGUAAUUACAAACUUGCAAAAUAAAAUUUGUAUUUUAUUUAAACACCAUAUUUAGAUGUACAAAAUCAGUGUGUUAUGCAGUAUUUUGUAUGACAGUAGCGGCCUUAUUCCGAUUUCGAUGAACCCGCAAUAAUAUUAUAAUAUUCUAGUAAUUAUUUGAACAGAUUUGUGGAAAUAAUAAGUUAGACUAACAAAGUGAUUGAGAAAAACCGAAAUAAUUGCCCAAUGCAGUAAAAAUUACUCUGCAUAAAGUAUAUGUAGCACUCAUUUAAUAUUUUAUCAGUAUAAAUAUUAUUGCGAAAUAUGUAUACAUAUCUCCAAUAUUUUUUGGGAAUCUUAAAUGUUAACAUUUUUACCUCGCUGAGACACGAGGAUGUCAAUGAUUGUAUUACAGAAUUGUAUUACAGAAUUAGUAAAUGACCAACUAGUAAUGUACAGAUGCACAGGUAAUUUGCAGGUGUGACUGACGAAUCCAAACUUUGGACACCUGCACCUGUUGCCAAAACAGGUGCAGGUGUUAAGUUUAAUCUGUAAUCUUUUGAUACUUUGACCAUUUCUGGACAGGGUUGUUCCAAUCAAUAAAACAAGUUUAUGAUGAUUAAUUGCUUAAUUGGAAAGUUGCUGUAUUGCUUUAUUCAAAUAGUAAAUCUUCUGAAUAAAUUUAUUCGUUAAUUCAAUGGAUAAACGUCAGUAUUUUGGCCUGUGAUUGUAUUGCUUUAUUGGAAAUUCUUAGAUUACCAGAUCAAAUUUUCGGGUGGAAAAAAUUCGAUCUAUUUAUGUAAUUUGAUAAAAUUUGGGAAAAUGUGUGUAUGCAUUUCCAUACCCGGUUAUGUAAAUAAAUGGCGAUGUUAAAAUCUAAUACCGUAAGAUCUUAAAAAUUAAUUCGUUACACGAAAAAAUUAAUUAAAAUUUUCCAUUCUAAAUUUUUUGUAUACUGAACACUGUAGUCAUUCGAUUAAUUGUACACAAAGCCAACAGGUGCACUAUUGAUCACUUAAUAAUAAAAUCAUUAUUGAUAAACUGGGAAUUUUGUAAAAUAUUCCUUUAAAUUGGCAACCUAAGCCGAAUUAUGGCAAUCAUAGUCUCAUGAAGCAUAGAGACGUAAACAUAUUUAGAUAUCCCUUAAGAAUGAAAAUUACCAUAAUUUUUGCCGUUCUAAUACCCGUCGCACUCGGUGGGGCGGUCGCACCUGGAAGAUGUGACUCUGGAGAUGAGUCGGGGGCCUCGAUUCCGGUAAAUUUAAUCGUUCCAUCCUGCAUGGCCCCUCCUUGCGUUCUUCGAAAGGGACAUACUUACGAGGUUGAGGUGGAUUUUGACGUUCCGCGAAAUACGAACAAUUUAACGGUUAAAGUGACCGGGAUAAUUGAUGGGUUAGAGCUUCCAUGGAAUGGCGUACCGGUGAAUGGUUGUGACGACAUCUUGGUCGGCUGGUGUCCCAUGGCGGCGGGUGAUUACUGGACGUAUGGCGUUGCCAUAAAGGUGGAACCGAUUUACCCCUCGACUCCAUUAAUUGUUAAGUGGCAAAUGAGGGACGAUACGGGACAAGCCAUUUGGUGUUUUCACCUGCCUGCUGAAAUAACUGCGUAAUAACCGAGUCUUUGUCAGAUAGCAUGAUUAAAUAAUUAAUUCAUUACAUAAUUGCUUUAAUCAAUAAAUAUGUA
This is a messenger RNA of Folsomia candida, 1777 nucleotides long. Its product is annotated as NPC intracellular cholesterol transporter 2-like. The record is from RefSeq and is a predicted model, not a curated record. The coding region runs from base 1203 to 1703 and encodes 166 amino acids. The transcript has 5 exons. Lineage: Eukaryota; Metazoa; Arthropoda; Collembola; Entomobryomorpha; Isotomidae.